Messenger RNA from Boeremia exigua, 1119 nucleotides. RefSeq lists its product as uncharacterized. Lineage: Eukaryota; Fungi; Ascomycota; Dothideomycetes; Pleosporales; Didymellaceae. The coding region runs from base 30 to 971 and encodes 313 amino acids. The record is from RefSeq and is a predicted model, not a curated record. The transcript has 2 exons.
AUUGCCCACACGUGCCUACGCCGCAAGCAAUGGACACGAGUGCCAAUGCACCGGUCUGUCCAGACUGGGUCUUUCUGAACAACUCCAAUGUCCACGUCGCAAAAGAUCGGGGCUGGUUCAAGACCUACACUCCUUUCGCCUCUACAAUCACCCAUUCACCCUUCACGACCCCUGGCCAAUUCCCGGUCUUAGGGGUAGGCACCGUUGAGAUCCCCACCAAACGCUCGCCCAAACGGGCCGGUGUAGCCUCCCACGACUCUCUACACCUCAAGGAGGUCUUGCACGUGCCUGACUUCAUCUGCAACGUGAUUGGAGCCCCGAUUCUUUCCGAUGGCUACAACGUGAUACUCUCAGGACGCUCAGGAACCAUCAAAGACGCCAAGGGCAGGAACGCCGCUUUCUUCGACCCCAACAGACCGCUCUACACCAUCAAGCUUCGAACCCACCCCGACGGCCCCAAACUGGGUUCAUAUGCACUGCGCAAGGACACAAUGUACGUGCUCAGCUGCGAAUGGGACGCCGCCCAACAGCGUAGAUGGAUAGAGUUCAACAACCGCGGCGCAGAAGCUGCCCACGCCGCUGGCACAGAACCACCGUACACGGCCGUCGAGAAAGCAUUUCUGAAGGCGCACUGGCGCGAUGAGUAUCACUUCCUCCUCCCCCACGGCUUGCAUAUCCACAAAGAAGAGGACCGCGCCGAGGGCCGCGCGAUUCUGCGCUCGCUGAUGGAGGCCGAGGAAACCUACGAUAGUGACGGUGACGACGAGGAGUUCUCGGACGACGAAAGCCAAUUUAGAGGCCACCAGGCCGACUACAACUUCUCUGAGAAACAGCUCGAGUGGAUCGAGACGCAUUACGGUAACUCGGAGGUCUUUAUGCUGUCGUACGGUCUGAAGUUCUACGACGAUGACGAUGUUGAAGAGGCGAAGGCGAUUGCGAAUGUGAUGAUGGCGGAUGACGAUGACGAGUAGGUUUUGUAUCGGUAUGCUGGGGUCGAUGUAUGCAGUGAGUUCUGUACUCCACCCACGUUUGCGCUGCCCACCUGGCACUUUUGUGGAUUCAAACAAUCUUAAUCAUAGUCAGUACGCCACAGAAGUAAGUGACUCCAUUAGAUAGAGC